AUGCUCAGCCUUGCCAAGACCGUCGUGAAGCGCUCGACGCGCUCGUUCUCGACGCUCGAGAAGGACCUCCCCAACAUCAUCGAGCAGGCCGUCGGUCGCCAGGGCGCCGAGCUCAAGCUCGCGGAGGAGGGCAUCGAGCUCUUCUCGCGCGACCCGAUCUUCACGGAAGAGUCGCAGGGCAACUCGAAGGAGAACCCGAUCCUCGUGCCCUCGUUCAACUCGCACCGCGCGAUCGGCAUCUCUCACAACGACUCCCCGUACAUUAAGUGGUUCAACCUCCACGAAGGCAAGGUGUUCUACGUCCCGGACUACGACAAGUACUUCAAGCUCGACAACCGCAACCCGAACAAGGGCGCCGCGCACCACCAUUAG
Saprolegnia diclina VS20 is the source of this 372-nucleotide messenger RNA. RefSeq lists its product as hypothetical. The transcript has a single exon. The coding region runs from base 1 to 372 and encodes 123 amino acids. Lineage: Eukaryota; Oomycota; Saprolegniomycetes; Saprolegniales; Saprolegniaceae. The record is from RefSeq and is a predicted model, not a curated record. Gene Ontology annotation, biological process: mitochondrial electron transport, cytochrome c to oxygen. Gene Ontology annotation, cellular component: mitochondrial envelope.